AUGAAUAAGAAACACAUUGAAAAUCAAAGCAGUUAAAUUACAAUUUCGGGGUCUUUUUAAAAUAUGGUAAUAAACUUUACAUCAAUAUAUUCUCAAAUAUUUAUAAUUUACCUUUAUAUUCCAGCUCAAGUCUUAUCAUUUACAUCAUUUGGAGUUUCUGAAGGAAUCGUAAACAUAGAUGUCUCAAUUUUGAGUAUAAUCACUGUCAUUAUUACAUUAAUCAAUCAAAUGAUAAAACUGUAUGUAAGCAACACUUGUUUAGAUUUAACUAUUAAAGGAUACGAAAGGUUAUACUUUACAAAGUUCGAUUUUUUGAGAGAAAUAUUUAUACUAAUAUAAUUAAUUCUUUUUGGAAUCAUAACUGAUUUUCAGAGAGCUCAAAUAAUACAGGGAAUUUUAACAUUGCUCGUUAGUGUAACCUACAUUCUCAAUGUGAUAGUCGAUAAAUCCAUCAUUAUUGAAGUCUUUACCUAAAUUGUUUUGAUUGCUCACAUAAGUAUAUUUGCAAUAAUUGCUACUUCUCUAAUUUAUUAUUGGCAAUUAGGAUUAAUUUUAAUUCCCCUUGGUAUUUCUGUUAGUUGGGCGUAUCGUUUUCGAGUUAUAAGCGAUUUGUAUCAAAGUAUACGAGUUGAAAAAAAUGUUUAAAAAAUAAUACAUUAUAUCUCCUAUUAAAUUAAUAAUAAACAAAGAAGCUUGGAAAGAAUAGAUCAAGUUUCACAAGCUAUUUUAUUAUUUCAACAUCGUCAAAAAUGCAGCGAUUAAAAUUGUCAUUGUAAUUUUACUGAGAAUUAUACUGAGGAUCCGAAGAAUGUUCUAUUUUUAUCGUAAAAGUUACAGAAGAAAUUUAUAAUCUAAAAAAUUAAACAUUGGAAUAAGGAAUUGAACUAAAAGAGAGAUGUUUCCUCUGAUAAUACUUGUGUAUUCUAUGUAAGUGCAUUAAAUCAUUUCGGAUUCACUACUUUAGCUUUUUAAGAAUGCAACCGACUAUUAUCAUUAUCUAUACAUCAAAAUAGGGGAUUUCUGAGCCAUAGUGAUAUCAAUACCAUAUCUCAAAGCCAUUAAUAGAGCAUUCCAUCACAAUCUUCUGAAUCAUAGAAUAAAGCUAAUCAAGCUAAAUUGUAAGAGAUAAAUGCUAAGUCUAUUGAAAAAUAAUAAAAAAUUAAAUUAAAUAUUAGGAACAACAUCUUGGAUUUGCUUUCUCAAAUAAAAUUGAAAAUUAUUAGCAAGGAUAUUAAAUUAGAAUUACAGAAUAAUUUUUUAAAACAACAAACAAAAUAACAAGAAGAAAUUGCUGAAGCAAUAGAAUUGUAUUUGUAAAGUGAAUAAUAAAAUCAGAUUGUCAAACACAAAAUCCUAAAAUGUUUGUAAUAGAAAUUCUAAUUUUAUAAUAUGAUUCUCAACAAAAAGGGAUUGCGAUCUCAAUAAUUGUUUGAUAAUGCAAAAAUAAUAUCAAAUUCAUUUUAUUAAUUAGAGAAAGAACUCUUAUUCUAAUAUUCACAAUUUCCAAGUCAGAAGAUUCAAUCAAUUAAUUGCUUUUUUCAAUCAGAAAUCCUAAAUAAUUAUUUAUCAGCAUUUAAAUUAUCAAAUUUUAGUACAAUUGCAGAUGACAAAUUAAUUAACAUGAAAAAGAAUUUGAAAAUUAAUUUGUUUGGUAAAAAUGUAGUUCAUAUGAUCUUGUACUUAUCAGAUAACUUACAAACUUUAAAGAUAUCUUCGUUUAGUAAUAAUACUCACUAAUUUUUAUUAUAAAGUUACGAAGAUUUUACAAAAUAAAAUAAGAAUAUUGAUUUACUAUUACCUCAAGCAAUAAGAAAUGAACAUUAUAUGUUAGUUUAAAGAUUUAUAAAUGAAGGUAAAUGCAAAUACUUUAGAAAUAUUGAUAUUAGUUUUCUUGAAUUGUAAAAUGGGUUCUUAAAACCAUUUAAUUUAAUUAUUGAUAUAGUAUUGAAUUAAACAGAGCAUUUAUCAUUUGCUGCAUUUUUUGAAGAGGUUUCCCUUGGAAAUAGUUUCAUCAUGGUUGAUGUUAAUGGAGUAUGUGGAGGUAUAACAGCAAAUCUAUUGGAAAGAUCAGGCUGGAAGGCUUCAGAAAUAAAGGAAAACUAAAAAUUCAUUACUACUCAAUAUCAAGUGAAUAUAAAUUGCAUAAUACCUGACUUUGAAGAAUUAAAGAUAUCCUCAAAAGACAAUAAAUUUUAUAACGUGUAAAUAAAAUUACUAAAUAAAAAACAAUUAAUUGGAUAGGAAUCACGUACCAAUUUAUCAUAUCAUGAAAUGUGGAAACACCUUGAGAAUUUAACAAUAUAUAGAGGGACCAUAAUUAUUUCAAGUAAAGAACUAUAUGGAUAUUAUUAUCACAUCAUUGAAAUAGAAGACUUAAGAUAGAAUUAGACAUUAUCCCAUGUAUCUAAUUCAGAAGGAAAAGGAAUGACAACCUAAUUUGAUAAUACUAAUGAAAUUGAAGUCAGUGAUCUAGAAGUAUCGUAACCAGAAGCAGAAAUAAAUAAGCCAUAAUCUUUAAAUAUCUUUUAACAAUCCUUCUCUGAAAUAUAAUAAGACUUUGAGAAUAAUUCAUUUUAAAAUCAUUAAAUUCAUGUAGAGAUGGCAUAAAAUUUAGUAAUUAAUAAAUAAUCCUUUGCUGAAAAUAUUAUUAAAUUGAAUCAAACAUUCAAUGAAUAAUCAUUUGAGAAUCAUAAAAAUAUAGAUCAUCAUAAUGCUAUUGAUAUUACUCCGAAUCAGAGUAUUCGUAAACUAAUAGAUACUAGUAAAUCGUUUGGAUAACAGAAGUUCUUUAAUUAGGAGAUAUAGGAACUGGAUUAAUCUAAUAGUAAAAUAAGCGAAGGAUUUCAAAAUUAAAUGAAGGAUGUGAAUCAAUUGUAUGACGUAGACUUAAAUAAAAUUGAUAAAGAGAUGAGAGAGAAUAUUAAAAUGCAAUUACAAUUGGAAAUUGAUCAGAAAAAUCAACCUAAUUAGCAAGUUGAUGAUGCUGCUUCUUAGGUUUCUUCAUUGAUAGGUUUAAAGAAAUCUUUGUUCUACAAAAAGUACGAAUUAAUCAAUGGAAUAAUAGAUAGCUCUUUUAGACCUAUCUCUUACAAAUUUUGUCAUAUUUUCUUCUUUAUUCAACUGAUUUUAAUUUCUACUUAUAGUAUUAUUAUUUUAUAGAACUUGAACAUAGAUUUCAAUAGAUUCAUUUAAGAAGUUGAUAUGCUUUUGUUUAGUUAUAGUUUUAUGACUCCUUUUGAUGUAUUUUUAGCAUUAAGAUUCUCCACUGUUUACUAUUAAGUAUAGGUUCCAAGUUAAAUGACUGCAGCUGAAAAUGCUGUGUUAACUAAUUGGUUAUCUAAUCAUUUGGGAGAGGGAUAUGAUGAUAUGAAGAAGAAUUUCUUAGAAUAAUUCUCGAACCCUUAAUUGUUGGAUUUCUUCACUGAUUAAGAAUUUGAUGUCUAAUUCAUGAAAGAAAAUUCAACUUCAAUGGAAAUAAAAACACUUUCGUUCAGAGAAACCUUAAAUGUUUUAUUGCAAUACUAAUAUCAAUUUAAAAUUGCGUAUUUAUAAAAGACUUCAUUAACCAAUUAACCAUUUUCUGCUUAUCCCUAUUUUAAUUAUUUGGAUUUGCAUGACAAAUUUGAUAACAUGACUAAUGAUAUUUUAGAGUACACUAAAGAAAGAAAGCAAAUAGUUUAAGAUAAUUGGUAAUCUAUUUGGAUUCCUUUUUUAAUAUUGGACGCAGUUUUUAUGAUAGCAACCUAUUAUAAUUAUAAAGUUUACCUGCAAAAUUAUGAAAGUUUUUUGAACCUAUUUAAAUUCAUAGAUGAAGUUUGGUUGAAUAGAGAUAUGGAGAGAUAUAAAAUUUUAAUAAAUAUUUUGACUAAAAAUUCAGAUGUUAUAUUCAAAUAUCAGUUUGAUUUGGAAUAAAAAGAGAAAUUCAUGAUGGCUGAAAAAUACAAAAAGGAAUCUAAAAUAAUACAUGAUUUAAAAAAGAAAAAGAAUUAUCAAAAUUAUGAUAAGCUCUCUACAAUUUAUGGGCUUGUUGGAAUUUCGUUCGUAUUUUCAGUCUUCUUUAUCCCUUCCUUGUUAAUCCAACUAUAAACCAAUAAUUAUCUAUCUAAGUAUGUGAAUACAGCUGAUUUUUACAAAUUUACAGGAGACCUUUGCUUUUAAUUACCAGGUAUGUUUUCGUAAAGACAAUUCUUAUAUUGGUGGGCAAUAUAUAAUUUAGAUGUGAAAGAUAAACCAAGAAUGGUAGCUCGAUUAUUUAAUGGUAUUGAUAAUCUUAAAUUAUUUGAUGAACAUGUAUAACAAUUCAAUUAGGAAGAUUAUUUAACAACUUAAUCUUUCAUUGAUAAAUUAGAUUUAAUUACAAAAAAUUCGGUUUGUAAGUUUUUUACUGGAGAUCAAUUGAAUGACUACGCUUUUUAUUGUUCUAGAUCUUUUGAUGGAGCUUUGGAUAUGGGUCUCAGUCAAGGACUGAUGUAUGUAGCAAAUCAAUAUAAGGUAACCUAUGCUCUGAAUAAUUUUACUUCGAUUAGACAAUAUUUCAAAUAUGAGGCAGAGGGUAUGUACAUUAUGGUUAAAGGCAUGAUUGAGUUGGUAUCCUCUCUAAAGGAGGCUCUACUACAAGCCACUAAUUCCCAUAUGGAUUAGAUUGUUGGCUUAAGUGUUUUUCUUUUGGUGUUUCAAUUGUUCCUAUUUUUCCUUUAAUAUUUUAUUUUUCACAAGUAUUAUUCAGAAGAAUAUAAUUUGGUGAAAAGGUAUAUGCUAUUAUUGCCAUCAUCAACAUUAUUAUUGGAUGACAAUUUUGAAAGAAACAUUAGAAUAUUCUAUGCAUAAUAUUAAAUUUGA
This is a messenger RNA of Paramecium octaurelia, 4839 nucleotides long. NCBI's taxonomy places the organism in Eukaryota, Ciliophora, Oligohymenophorea, Peniculida, Parameciidae. The record is from the annotation of a GenBank genome assembly.